GUUUUCUAGGCAGCUUUCAUCAUGGCGUCCAAUGGCCUAGUAUUUAGACCGGGCAGAGGUCCAUCUUUCAUCCUAGUCGGGCUAGUAGUCAUCGUUAUAAUACUCUUCUACAGCUACUGGGGUGUUUCUUCCAAAAAUAAUAAGUUACUUAGAGAUGUUAGCGUCUUACAAGACCGGUUACGUGUCUUAGCGGCUCGAAAGCUGACAGCAGACAAAAAAGGUUCUGCUCUACUAACCCAAAUCACUCAAUUGCAAGAAGACAAAGAGCAAAAAGAUAAGGUUAUCACCUCCAAAGACGACAGAAAUGCUGAGUUAUCAGAAUCUUUGCAAAAGAAAGAGGUUGAAUUAUCAAAAGUUCGACAGCAAGAGGUUGGUAGUGCUUUCAAAACGUAAACUCCAUUAGUGAAAUGUGUGCAUAUAUUAUCCGCAUACGAUUAGCACAUCGGAGACGUUUUUUUUUCUUUAACGAAACUUAUCUUCAUGUGUACUUUUAUAUGUAUAGAUACUUUUCACAUCCGAGUUCUUUCAACAUAUUCGCGUGCUGGCUUCUUCCAGUACGCUACGAAAGACCUCAAUAAUUUUGACAGUAGCUAAGCAACCUACUUUUUGCAGCCGAGAACGUGUCGCUGGUUAUGUUAAUUUGUAUGCUCGAUAAUGCAAGUCAUGUCACUCUCAACCGAUCAACCGUGUUUCAGUUAAGUUUUUCUCUAUGCACCUACAUGUAUUUCUACCUUUACCAUCAAUUGUUGAGGUGUGUGCAUGCUAAUUAUAAGUUAUGAUUGGCUUGGAGUAUCUUGAUGCAAUGCAUAUAGUUCGACAUUCCCACUUGUUAAACCAUUGAAUUCUCUCCUUUUGUGAUUUCCGACUCAUAGCCACUAGCCCAUUAUGUUUUCAGUUCUUGCUGUGACACUACAGAAAACAGCAGAAGACAAUUAACAUCUCACAAUCAUUUAAGGAUUGCACACGAUUGAAACCAAAAGUUAACCUUGCAGGUGUAAUUGGUGCAUCCAGAAACUUAGAGGAAUUAUUUUUUCUUUGAAGAGAGAACAUUUUGCUGUUUAAAUCAGUGAAUUAUGUAGAUCUGAAGGGUUAAUCUCUACAGUUCUUUUUAUGACUCUACAAAAGAGGAUAAACAUCUCAAUAUAUUUCCAAAGUGGCAUUCAGCGACGCAUAAUUUAAAUCAAAACUUUUCCUUGCACAAGUAUCUCAAUAGAUGUGAUCUACACAUCAAGGAAGCUUUGAGGAAUUUCUUUUCAUUGAAAACAGAGCAUUUUUCUGUAUGAAUCGGCAACUUUUGCCAAAAAUAGCUGCUAAAUUUAUCCUGCAAGCAAGGAUACAUGUAACUUGAGUUAUUCAAUAGAAUGAUGGAAUGGAGGAAUGAUGGAUUGAUGGAUUAUCCUAAAAUGUAGAAUGCCUCUUUGUAUCAAACCAAAGUCUCAAAAAAUGGAAUUGCAAUAAGUUAAGAAAAUUAUUUAUAAUUAAUAGAUGAAGUUAAAAGAAGCAUAGGUUUAUCUUUGUUGAAACCGAGAGGACUGGAGAACCAUGAGGCUUUCCAGCUAGCCCCUUUUUUAUUAUCAUUAUUGUUAUUAUGAAUAUUAUUAUUUGUUACUGUUAAUUAUUGAUUGAAUGUCAAUUAGACAUUACAGAAUUAUGUUUCUCUUGUGGAACAGGGUACUCAUAAAUAUGUGGAAUAUGGCAGAUUUUCCAUUUAGCAUGUGAGACUAAUAUUCUGCAACACUACCUUAUGCAACCUCUAGUUCUUUUCAUAAUAAAAAUUAUGCCAUACCAGUAGCCACAUUAAGUCUUUGACUUCCUAUUUUUUGUUUUUGUUUUCAAAGCAAAAUUACCUAAUGGAGUUAGAGAAACUGAAAAAAGGAGUAAACAGCUCAUCUUCAGGUCUCAAAACAUUAAAAGGUUAGUGAUACUUAAUGCUGUCAUGCAAUGUAUCUCCACAGUUGUGUUGCUGCUUCAAAUAAAAACUUUUUUUUCAUGACAGGAAAGGCUGAUCAGCUGUUGAAAAGCUAUCAAGAUAUUAAGGUUAAUCACUCUGCACUUCUCCAACAGAUUUCUGAGGUGACAUCUCAGAGGUGAAUUUCUUUUCAUUCCAUUAUACCAGUGACAUUUAGGAUGUGUUUCAUAUAUUACUUGAUUUUAUUUUUAGUAACAUUAUCUAAUAAAUUAUAUUUCCCUCAAAACAAUUAAUUGUAUAUGACUUACAUGUAUGAGACUUGGUAUGGGUUGCCAAAGUCAAAGUAUUAUAUGCAUGGAAGGUUUUAUAUCCUUCAGUUAUUUGGUUUUUCUUAAAAAAAAAGUCCCCCUUGAGUUUCCUACCAUCAGCAACCACUGUUGUUUAAACUCUCUCGAAUCUUCAAGUUACAGCUGUAAGUGCACAUGCCAUCAGUUGACAUCUGAAUUGCACUUUUUAUUAAAGGGAUUUUUACCAGAAGGAAUUAGCAAAUAUCAAGACAGAACUUGAAGACUUAAAGAAUAGAGCAGGUAAAAAAAUAAGUCAACACAAUUACUUCUUUUUGCCAACAUACAGUAUAUCUUUAUAGUAUAUCUAUCCACUGCCAUUCUCCUAAGAUGACUUUGUUGCUGUCAAAUAUGUUGGUGCCUACAGUGCUCCUGAUCAUGUUUAACACUUCAUGCCUUUAAAAUUUUCAGAACUGUUUCGUGUGAAAUUUCCUUUGUACUUCUUACUAAGUAUGAUUUAUUUCAUUCCAUGCAAGUGUUUCUUUAUAUAGCAUCCAUGUUGAAAUCACUGGUGAUCUUUGCAAUCUUAUUGGCUCUCAUUGGUGGGAUUUAUUCAUGAAUUACAUUUAUUUUUUUCCCCAAGCUCCAUCUUUUCCCCAGCCAAUGAAAAAGCUUUACUGAGACACGACACAAUGACAAAUAAGAUUUCAAGGCAUGUGUGAAAUAACCAUUCAAACAAGACAACUUUUGCAUUGUUUUACAAACUAGCGUAGUACUGGAUCAAAUAAAUGUGUGCAUGGACUAAAAAAUUCUGUAUUUGAGGGACUCAAAUUUGUUAUUUAAAAAUGGAUGUAGAACAGUGGUAAUUGAACUUUGUGUGGGUAAUUUUGGCCUGAAAUCAUACUUAUGAUUUCAUAUCAAACUUGUGCUGGGUGCUCAUUUGAUCUUGAAAUCACAGUUAUGAUUUCAGACCAAAUUGCACUCCACUCAGUUCAAUUACCAAGUGCUAUAAAUAGGUGUAUUGUGUUUUUCUUUCACCAUCAGUCAAUAAGGUCCCUGCAAAACCCAAUAAUGAAGGAAUUAAGGAACCAUCUGAAAAUGAGGGCAAUGACAGAGAUGAGAAAAAAACAGAUAAACCAAAGAAACCUGUACCAAGCACAUCAGAGACAAACAUGGAAGGAGCUGGGAUUGCAAAUUCCUCCUCAGCAGCAAAUGUUUCAGAUGUAAAGAACAUAAAGUCAAUUGGAGAUAAGUCUCAAAGUGAAGAAGUUGCUAGUUCUCCAACGAAAAGAAGCAUUGGAAUUUUGGAUAAAUUGAAACAGGAUAUCACUGGGGGAUCAGAUGCAGAUGAGAAAGUGGUGACUGAAGAUAAUGAAGGUGCCCAACAGCCACCUGAAAAGAGUUCUGUUAGUGACAAGAACAGUCAACAAGGAAAUGAGGAUGAAGCUAACGAUGAAAGGAACAACCAGGAGGAGAAUGAAAAGAAAGUUAUGGACAAUGGACAGGGACAAAUAACUCCUACCAGCAGUGAGGAGAAGGAUAUGAAAGGAAAAGAUAAGAAUGAACCUGUGAGAGAACAAGAGGAUGAAAAUGGUGAAGAGGAUGAAAAUGGUGAAGAGAAUGAGAAUGUAGGUAAUGAAGAUGAUGAGUCUGACAAGGAUGUAGAUGACCCACAAAAGGACGAAGGAGAGGAAACUGAAAACAAACCGCAACCACUCUCCAGAGAUAAUCUUCAGAGGAAAAUGAUGAAUCCUCCAGACAGCUUUAAAGACAUGAGAGGCCUACCAAGAGAUGCUAUGUCAAAUGUAAGUACUGCCAGUACUGUUUUCUCAUAAAAAUUUUACAACAGUCUUCUCUACUGCACUUGUUUUCUUUUGUUUUCUGAAACUAUCAAAAGCUGUGUAUAAUGUAUAUUAGUUUAUUGAGACAAGUUUCUCAAAGCUAAAAUCAAAAGAAAUAAUUAAAGACGUGUGGAGAAGUGAGAUUAAGGAUAUUGGGAGGGGAAAGGUUAAUGAAAGGCUUGACAUUAUUUCAAAAUAUCAGAAAUAUUCCAGUAAUAAUAAUAAUAAUAAUAAUAAUAAUAAUAAUAAGGACAGAUGUUUAACAGAUGUCUACAAUCAUUCUCUGCUUUUGUUAGAUGGAUAGAAAACAACUCCCAGUUGAUAACUCAAGGCUAAGUGUCAGCCUACCAAGGUCACGGGAUGCCCUUGGUAAAUAUGAUGUUAGAAGACGCAUGGUAAGACUUCUUUACCUUUUUCUGAUUUAGGGCUCUUGGAACAGUUUAAAGAAUUUAAGGUUAAUAUGUUAUGAUAAUUGUGUUGGAAUAGAGAAAUGUGAAUGUAAAAGGUAAGGUCUGUACAUGAGCCUAUUAGCCCAUUCAGCUGGGGCUCAUCCCAGUUUCCAAGUAGUAUAAAGCAACUAGGAUUAUUACUACUCCCCUGUGGAAGGGAUGCCAGUCCAUCACAAAGUAACUCGCCCAUAUUUCACCAGGCUUCCCUGGCAAUUUUCCAGCACCCAUUUAUACUCCUGGAUGGAGAGAGGUACUGUGAGAGUGUAGUGUUUUGCCAAAGAACACAACACAGUUGACCUGGCUAGGUCUUGAACACAGACCUCCCAACUCAGAGUCCAGUGCACUGACCAUUAGGCCACUGUGUCUCCCACAAAAUGCAACUGUAGCCCCUUAACUCCCAGAUCAAACUUUUCAUUCUCCUUAUUGUCACCCAUACAAUUCUUAUAAUGUUAGAUUGGAGAAUUUAGUAUUGGAUUAACUAAUAAUACCCAAUUUGAUAUUUUUUUCUUUAUUCUCAUCACUUCUCUGGUUGAUAUUGCUUUGAUAUUGUAAGGAGAAAUUCUAUCUUGGUCACUCAUAGGAGUUAAUGGGAUAGAUUGUUAUACAUAAGGAAUUUAUUUUGUCUGGUCAAGAGCAUAGGGCAAAGAAAAAAACUUUAAUUGUCCAGGAAUUGAACCUCAGACCAUCGGGUUCCAUGCUCUGAUGCUCUAUCACUGAGCCAUUGAGACUCUGGUGAGCUUGGCUUUUACUAGGUUCCUAUGUGACACACCUCCUGUGUAGUGAUAAGUUCAGCAAUGUUGAAAGUGUCAUGUGCGUAAAUGGAUUAAGGAAGAUGGUAAAUUUUGAGCUCAGUGAUGAAAUAGAGAAAGAUGUUUAUUUCCAUCUUUUCAUCAGCAUAGGACAGAGAAAAGAACAGCACACUGUAUAUUGUUGUUAAGAACUACAGUCUUGCCUCAGUGCUGCAUGUGUUUAUUUUCUUCUUGGUAGGGACGAGGUGAUACUGAGGACCAAAUGAUACGGAAGUAAGAAUGGUGUGUGACUGAAAAUUAUCCACAAAUCUUCUCUUCUUUUUUACUGCACAGAUGCAAGACUUCCAGUAAAAAGAGCAUCAACAAGCUGAGUUUACAACAGACUAGUAGCAAAAAAACUUCACGUGAAUUACCUUUUUAGAGUUUGAUAAGGCCAAAUAAGUUAUUUAAUUGCACUGAGAAGGGAGCACUUCCUCAUGGAAUAGUUGUAAUGUUUCUUUUUUUCCUUUAGACACGUGCAUAAGGUACUAAAUUUAUAAUUGUGGUAUAAAAAUUGUCAUAACAAGAGAAAUGUUGUAUUUCUUUGUCUAAAUGUUUUAUUUUGCUUUCCUUAUAUACUAAUACAUUUGCUACUUUCGUUCUUUUAAAGAUGAAUAUUUUAGUAUUUUUGUUGGACUCUUAUAACUCCAUAACAAUGUCAAAAGGGUAUUGAAAUCAGCUCUAAGAAAACUUAGUAACAUUUGUAUCAUAAAUUCUUAGUUUGUGGGGCAACUGACCAUGGAUUCUGAACAGGGUAGGGUUUGAAUCCCCUAUGGAGAUUAAACUCAGGCUUUAGUACGGAAGAAAGAUCAGUCUUCUUCAUUAAUUUUGUGGUAGUCAGCUUCAACCCUUUAACUCCCAAAAGUGAUUAAAAUAUAACUUCUCCCUAUAAUUUCCAUACAUUAUCCUUCGAACAGGUAAUGAGGAAACUCGCACUUAUUAGGUAGGACUUUUUAUCCUGAUCUAAAACUAAAUUCUUGUAACUUACUAACCUGGAAAUGUUUAGCUGCCAGAGAAGAGAAUUAACAAUCUGAUCUUGAGAGUUAAAGGGUUUGAAAAGCAUAAGAUGGCAGCAAACAAUUGAGGGGCAAAA
Molecule: messenger RNA, 6364 nt
Organism: Pocillopora meandrina
Lineage: Eukaryota; Metazoa; Cnidaria; Anthozoa; Scleractinia; Pocilloporidae
Source: the annotation of a GenBank genome assembly